GAAACACGUCCGAAUCAACAUUAAGGAAUCGAGUUGCGGACUCACCUCUUGUUCAAUCUACUCCAGUAUCAAGACCAAAACCACAAUCUUCUCUUGGCCCACCUCCUAAAACAUAUUAUUUAUCUCCUUUGGAACGUAAACUUAUAGCAGAAAGGGAGUUACCUGAAAAUAAGUACCAUUAUGCUUAUUAUUAUUCAAUACAAAUCAUCACUUCAAAUACUUCUGCAUUCCAGUCAACUUCUGCAUUCCAACCUUCUUCCGGAUUUCCAUCAUCUUCUGUAUUUCAAUCAACAACACCUUCAUCUACUGAUAGAUUUACUACAAAUAUUGGCACAUCAUCACCAUCAUCUCUGUCUCUACAAUCACCUUUCUCAAGUUCUACUGUUGCAUCAGACAGUCCUAUGUUUAAUAGAUCUAGAUUUACAAGAACAUCA
Entrophospora candida is the source of this 434-nucleotide messenger RNA. Lineage: Eukaryota; Fungi; Glomeromycota; Glomeromycetes; Entrophosporales; Entrophosporaceae. The record is from the annotation of a GenBank genome assembly.